AUGAGAACCUCGCUUAUUUUGGCCUUUGCAAUUUUAUCAAUACAGUCAGCAUGGGCCAUUGAAAAGAGAGAUUACGAUAAACGAUCCUAUUACACAAUCCAUACCCUUCAACCCAAUGACAGAGCUUCAGCAGACUUGAUAGCUCAUGAGAUGGGAGGCAGAAUAGAAGGCCAAGUGGGCGAACUAAGCCAUUACUAUUGGUUGAGUAUACCCAAAGGCAGCAAAGAUGUGCUACAACAUUAUAAAAAGCAUAAAAGAAAUUUUGAUACCAUGGUGACGGAUAUCCAACCACAGAUCCCAAAUCGACGCUUAUACAAACGAGCACCACCGCCUAUCAUUGAAAACAAGGGCGAAGAAUACAAGUUGAAUGGCGAGGCGAUACCAUUACCUUCACUAGAUGACGCCAAUGGAUAUCAGCUCAUAAAAGAAGCGCUGUCCAUACGAGAUCCUGGAUUUGAUCGACAGUGGCAUCUAAUUAAUAGAGAUGAGCGCGGAAACGACGUGAAUGUAACAGGCGUGUGGAGUCAAGGCAUCACAGGCAAAGAUGUUGUUGUGGCCAUCUUGGACGAUGGAUUACAGAUGGAUCAUCCUGAUCUAAAGGAGAAUUAUUUUGCUAAAGGCUCGUAUGACUUUAACGACCAUACAGAAGAGCCCAAACCUAGACUCAGUGAUGACACUCAUGGCACUCGCUGUGCUGGUGAAAUUGCAGCUGUAAAGAAUGAUGUGUGUGGUAUUGGUGUUGCCUAUGAUGCCAAGGUGGCGGGUAUCCGUAUUUUGUCAGGCGAUAUUACAGAAGCCGAUGAGGCGGCUGCACUCAAUUACGCUUACCAAGACAACUCCAUCUAUUCAUGCAGUUGGGGUCCUGCUGAUUCGGGCGAGGUUGCUGAGGCCCCUCAAGGCAUUAUUUUGGAUGCCAUCAAGAAUGGUAUCAAGAAUGGUAGAAAUGGUACUGGCUCUAUCUUUGUAUUUGCCUCUGGGAAUGGUGGUGCUCAUGAUGAUAACUGCAAUUUUGACGGUUACACCAAUAGCCUGUAUACAAUCACAGUGGGUGCCAUUGAUAAAGCAGGCAACCAUCCCUACUACUCUGAAAGAUGUGCAGCGCAACUUGUGGUAACGUAUUCGAGCGGAAGCGGCGGCUAUAUUUAUACAUCCGAUGCAGGAGAUAACCAGUGCUCUGAUCGACACGGCGGUACGUCUGCAGCUGCUCCUUUGGCAGCAGGUGUGUUUGCUUUGGUUUUAUCCGUGCGUCCUGAUUUGACAUGGCGUGAUAUGCAACAUCUGUGUGUACAAUCAGCUGUGCCAAUAUCGCUAUUCGAUGACGACUGGUCAAAGCUCCCCUCUGGUCGAAUGUUCAACCACAAGUAUGGUUAUGGUGUUUUGGACGCCUAUCGCAUUGUCGAGUUAGCCAAAACCUUUGAAUCCGUGCGUCCACAAACCAAUCUGGAAGUUUUGUCUAUCAUUGAUCCUGAAAAUGAAAAACAAGAUAUUCCAGACUUGACACCACCAACAUCAUUCAAUGGAACUAUCGAGAAGGAGAAGGCAUUUACAACUUCAUUGACAAUCACGCGAGAUAUGCUUGACGAGGUGGGUUUGAGCCGUUUAGAGCAUGUCACAGCGACAGUGAAUAUCGAGCAUGAAAGACGCGGUGAUUUGGAAAUACUGCUAGAAAGCCCACAUGGUGUUAUCAGUCAAUUGGGAUCACCACGCCAGUUUGAUAAGAGCGAUGCUGGCUUGAAGGAUUGGACAUUUAUGACUGUAAAGCAUUGGGAAGAGGAUCCUGUUGGCGAAUGGACUUUGCGCAUCGUAGAUGGAAAACAUCCUGAAUAUAAGGGCCAAUUCAUCGACUGGAAGCUGACUUUGUGGGGUGAAGCGAGGGAAGGCUUUCAAGCGAAACCAAAGCAGAAGGCAGAUGACGACAGUGAUAAACCAAAUAUCGGUGUCGAUGAUUUUGAACAAGAUCAGCAAGAAACAGAUGGUUCAGAUGAGCACCAGAACAACCAGUCAUUUAUAGAUCAGCAAGACACAGUAAAGGAUCCAAACAAAGCAUACGUGAUUUACGGCGUUGUCUCUGUUUUUAUGAUUGCUAGUGUUGCAAGUACAGCAUUUAUUGUCAAAAAGUACAUGCUGAGCACAACGCAAUUGAGUUACACUAGGCCCACUGAAGAAGAUGCCUUUGAAUUUGACAAUUUGUUAAAUGAUUCAAACAAUGAUGAGGAUGAGGAUGAACAACUUGAUUUUGACGAUGAUAGUGUAGACGCAUUUCAAGUAGAUGAUGACAAUAGCAGCAAUAGUCGGGCGUAG
Molecule: messenger RNA, 2301 nt
Organism: Mucor velutinosus
Lineage: Eukaryota; Fungi; Mucoromycota; Mucoromycetes; Mucorales; Mucoraceae
Exons: 4
Coding region: 1-2301 (766 amino acids)
Biological process (GO): protein processing
Cellular component (GO): Golgi membrane; trans-Golgi network
Molecular function (GO): serine-type endopeptidase activity
Source: RefSeq, a predicted model, not a curated record